Messenger RNA from Trichosurus vulpecula (common brushtail), 4100 nucleotides. It is a transcript of the gene ANKMY2, whose product is annotated as ankyrin repeat and MYND domain containing 2. The record is from RefSeq and is a predicted model, not a curated record. The transcript is spliced from 10 exons. The coding region runs from base 259 to 1608 and encodes 449 amino acids. NCBI's taxonomy places the organism in Eukaryota, Metazoa, Chordata, Mammalia, Diprotodontia, Phalangeridae. Gene Ontology annotation, molecular function: protein binding.
GGCCCGAUCGGAGGAGGGGCGGGCGGGAGGCGGCUCCCGAGGCGCUCAGCCCGUGCUGCUCCUAGACCGCGCUGCGCAGUGGUCGAGGGGGCUUUGCUACAUUGUAGCCUUUGCUGAGGUUCUCCCGGCAUUGCGGAGUGCACGUUUGCAACAAAUACUGCAACAAAGUUUCCCGGGCCGCUCCCAAAGCUUACUGGCUGGCCCGCCCGCAGCCAGAAGGCCUGCAGACUAUCGGGCCCGGUGUGCGGCGGCCCCGCCAUGGCUCCUCCCAAGAAAGGCGAGCUGACCCAGGAAGAAAAGCAGCUGCUGGAAGUGAUCGGGCAAGGGAAUGUCCAGGAGGCUGGCAGACUGUUGGGAAGCAAGAAUGUUCGUGUCAACUGUUUGGAUGAGCAUGGGAUGACGCCCCUCAUGCACGCCGCAUACAAAGGGAAAGUGGACAUGUGUCGAAUGCUCCUGCGACAUGGGGCCAACGUGAACUGUAACGAGCAUGAGCACGGCUACACGGCCCUGAUGUUUGCUGGACUUUCUGGAAAUAAAGAGAUUACUCGGGUGAUGCUGGAAGCUGGAGCAGACACGGAUGUCGUGAAUUCUGUUGGCAGGACAGCGGCGCAGAUGGCGGCUUUUGUGGGCCAACAUGACUGCGUGACUGUGAUUAACAACUUCUGUCCUCGAGAGAGGCUGGAUUACUACACAAAACCCCGGGGACUCGAGAAGGAGCCCAGGCUGCCCCCAAAGCUGGCGGGACCCCUGCACAAGAUGGUCACCACGACCAAUCUCCAUCCGGUCAAGAUUGUGAUGCUUGUAAAAGAAAACCCUCUGCUGGCUGACGUGGAUGCCCUGAAGAAGUGCUACGGCGUGCUGGAUCUGGUCUGUGAGAAGUGCAUGAAGCAGAGGGACAUGAACGAGGUCCUGGCCAUGAAGAUGCAUUACAUCAGCUGCAUUUUUCAGAAAUGCAUUAAAUUCUCGACCGAGCGAGAAGACAAGCUGGACGGCUUCAUCAAAAGUUUGUUAAAAGGCCGAGAGACAGACGGCUUUCCUGUCUACCAAGAAAAGUUCAUUCGAGAGUGUAUUCGGAAAUUCCCUUACUGUGAAACCACCCUCCUCCAGCAGCUCGUCAGAAGCAUCGCUCCCGUGGAAAUUGGCUCUGAUCCUACAGCCUUCUCUGUGCUCACUCAAGCCAUCACUGGUCAAGUGGGAUUUGUAGAUGUAGAGUUUUGCACCACGUGUGGAGAAAAGGGCGCAGACAAGAGGUGUUCGGUGUGUAAGAUGGUCAUUUAUUGCAACCAGAAUUGCCAGAAAAUCCACUGGUUUUCUCAUAAAAAAGUCUGUAAGGUGCUGAAGGCUGCAUAUGAGAAGCAAGAACUGGAAGCUGCCGAAAAGAAGCGACAAGAGGAGAGAGCAAAGAAAGAAAAAGAGCCGGAUGUCAAUUCAAAUUCAUCUAAUGGGGAACAGCCAGAAAGUGAUGCUGGAGAUACCAAAGACGACCUUACAGGUCUGGCCCAGGAGGAAAUGGCAGAUGUGAAAGAGGCCCCCCAAAUAACCUCAGGGGCAGACAGUGACACUGGCCUCCAGGAUGUGGCAGGGAGUGUGAAAGAGCCAGAAGAGUAGGACCCAGCUGGGUCUGUAGGUUUGCAGUAUACAUGAGACAAACAGCCCAGCCCUCUUUCCCAUGGAGGUGUGAGCCAUGAGAGGCAGCAAGGGACUGUUCCAUGUUCCACAGAGCCCACCUUUCAUGAAGCUGUGCUCUCCAGUGGGUGCAGGUCACAGCUCACUCGCCCCAUCUCAUCCCAUGUGGCCCUUAUCCACAUCCUCUGGCAGUCCCCCUCCCUCCCAUCAUGCUGGAGGGCUUCACUCCAUCUCUAGACAUGGUGUGGCUGCCAGUCACACGUCCAGGGUACCCAUUAGGCACCCCUAGCUCUCGUUCUGACUGGCUCACCUUUGCCAGGCAACCCUUUGCUAUCACAUCUGUGGCUUUUCCUACAUGUCUGUCACCGGCAGUAUGUUACAGCCACCCCCCACUGAGUAGAGUAUCUAAGUCAAACCAAGCAUAAACGGGACAGGGCAGGGCUUGCCGUGUCACUAUUCUGAGGGAGGAAAGGCAUCUGAUUUCAAGAUAUUUGAAAGAAGGGAGGCUUGCAAACAUUUGGGGAAAAAAAUCACAGACUUGAUUAUUGUCAAAUAGGUUAAUCAAUCAACAAACAUUUAUUAAGCACCUCCUACAUCCCAGGCACUGUGUUACGCCCUGGGGAUACCAGUACAAAGACAUAGAUUAUAAAUAUACAACAGUCAUCCAACCAGGCCAUGUAAGCAUGGACUGAAAAUCCCAUCUCUGUGGAAUGUUGGAAUAAUUUAAGGUGUUUCAAGGGGAUCCUAGAUGCAGUUAUGGGAAGGGAACACGCAGGCUUUCAUCACUACAUCAAACUGCAAGUUACAGUCAUGCAAUCUACUGAAAAGUCAUCCAGUGCAUUUAUUGGUUGUUGCCAGUUUUAAGAAAAGCAUUUGGUUUAGUGACCCACAUUCCACACUCAAGGCUGCCCUCCGACUUUGAAAGUGUCUCCUGAGCACAAGUCAACAUUUUAGGAGAUUCCUUCAGAGAUAUGACAGAUGGACCUCUGUGAUGUAGCACAGCAUGAAGCCGGGAGGCACGGGCUAGCUGAGGGCAUGUGCCACCUGCCUGCCAGCUGCCAUCCCAGUCUGCACAGCACUGUAGAUGGUGAGGGGUGCCAGGCUCUCCUGCUGAUGACAGCACUGAGCACUAGAACAGUGCCAAGCCUCCUCAAUGCCCAUUACCUCCCCACUUUCCUGAAGUGUCUCCCUUGGAGCAAAGCUAUCCAUGGUACCAUACUUCCCCACUAACUCCCAGCAUGUGCUAGGAGCUGUGUUCCCUGGUGAAAUAGCUUUUUUCAAAGAUGGAUGUUAAGCAUUCUGUCCCACACCCAGCUCCUCACAAGUUGGCUGUGACUCUCCCUUCCACUUGGUCCCUUUGCCGGCUUGAGAACAAGCCUUUUAUCUAACCUACUUGGAAGCAGGAAAGACCCCAAAUGAAAAGGAAAUGGUGAGACAGGGCUGGCUUGUGCCUCUUCCAGUGCUGCCCCUUGGACAACAUCUCCCUUGUCCUUUCAAAGUCGGGUAGCUUUGCCUGUCUGCUGGCUGUAGGAUUGUCAGAAUCCCAACAGAAGUAAACAGAAGGUAUCAGACAGGAGAUAAGCCACAGAGAUGUGGAACAGAUUCAAGAGAUUCGGGGGGCUUCAGACAAAAGGAGUCAUGUUCCCUGGAGUUGGCCUGAGUCUAUGGAAUAGUGGGAAACACCGGGAUUGGGAGGCAGAGCACCUGGGUUUGAAUCCUGCCUCUGGAAUUAUCUGUGUGAUGUCAUUUCACCUGGGAGACUCAGUUUCCUCAUCUAUAAAUUAAAGCGGUUAGACCAUUCCUAUAAGCUCCUUCCCAUCUUUAAAAUCCUUGCUCCUGUGAGACACCCAGGAAAAUACCACAAUUCAGAGAAAGCUAAGUUUUGCCCUGAUGGCUGCCCCUGGAUCUUGUACACAAGUGUGAUUGGAUCCUUAGGUGCUACAUGGAGGGGAAUAUGCAUGCUGGUGAAUACUUGACCUAAUGGCUCUUGCUUGCUGGGGGGUGGGGUGGGGACUGAUCACUACCCGAGCUGUGCUCAUAGCUUGUCUUCACUAAAGACCUUCAUAAAAACGGUUGGGCUACAGUCUCCCAGAAGGAAACCCAGCAAGCAGGGGAUUCAUUCAUAUGGCUUGUCUUCUACACUCUGUUUAAGGAUAAUUAAUGGAAUUUCUCAACAAACGAUUACGUAGCAGGCCAGUUUGGUGUAUGAAAUUUUCCAGGUUCCCCUUCUCUGAAAAGUUCUCCGGAGUCAUGGCCGAGUUUCCAUCCUUAUCCUCUGUGUGUGUGUGUUGGGGUGGGGGGUGGGGGGGCAUCCACGUAUCCACCCAUAUUUGGAAAGUUCCAUUCAGAAAGCCUAGUGAGCCUAAGCUGGCAUUGGAAGCUGCUGACCUAGAAUGUGUGGCAUCUGUGAGGGGGCCGCCCCACCCUCCGGUCUCUUGGGAAGAUCGAAAUAAACAUGCUGCCUCAUCCAAACA